UAUAGCUGCGCGGCGGGCCGGGCGAGAGCGUAGUGGAGGAGGCGCGGUUGUGAGUAGUACCGGGAGUGGGGUGAUCCCGGGCUAGGGGAGCGCGGCGGCCGUGAUCGGGCUUAGUCGGAGCUCUGAAGGGAGUGACUAGGGGACCCGGGUGGGCUACUUUUCUUCCGGUGCUUUUGUUUUUUCUUGCCUUGGGCUCGGGCUGAGUGUCGCCCACUGAUCAAAGAUUCUCUCGUAAAACCCAGAGCGACCCUCCCGUCAAUUGUUGGGCUCGGGAGUGUCGCGGUGCCCCGAGCGCGCCGGGCGCGGAGGCAAAGGGAGCGGAGCCGGCCGCGGACGGGGCCCGGAGCUUGCCUGCCUCCCUCGCUCGUCCCAGCGGGUCCGCUCGCGCAGGGCGCAGGGCGCGCGCGAUGAAGGCGGUGAGCCCGGUGCGCCCCUCGGGCCGCAAGGCGCCGUCGGGCUGCGGCGGCGGGGAGCUGGCGCUGCGCUGCCUGGCCGAGCACGGCCACAGCCUGGGUGGCUCCGCAGCCGCGGCGGCGGCGGCGGCGGCAGCGCGCUGUAAGGCGGCCGAGGCGGCGGCCGACGAGCCGGCGCUCUGCCUGCAGUGCGAUAUGAACGACUGCUAUAGCCGCCUGCGGAGGCUGGUGCCCACCAUCCCGCCCAACAAGAAAGUCAGCAAAGUGGAGAUCCUGCAGCACGUUAUCGACUACAUCCUGGACCUGCAGCUGGCGCUGGAGACGCACCCGGCCCUGCUGAGGCAGCCACCACCGCCCGCGCCGCCACACCACCCGGCCGGGACCUGUCCAGCCGCGCCGCCGAGGACCCCGCUCACUGCGCUCAACACCGACCCGGUGUGCGGCCGCCUGAGCCCGAGCCAGGAGCACUAGAGAGGGAGGGGGAAGAGCAGAAAUUAGAGAAAAAAAGCCACCGGAGGAAAGGAAAAAACAUCGGCCAACCUAGAAACGUUUUCAUUCGUCAUUCCAAGAGAGGGAGAGGAAAGAAAAAUACAACUUUCAUCCUUUCUUUGCACGUUCAUAAACAUUCUACAUACGUAUUCUCUUUUGUCUCUUCAUUUAUAACUGCUGUGAAUUGUACAUUUCUGUGUUUUUUGGAGGUGCAGUUAAACUUUUAAGCUUAAGUGUGACAGGACUGAUAAAUAGAAGAUCAAGAGUAGAUCCGACUUUAGAAGCCUACUUUGUGACCAAGGAGCUCAAUUUUUGUUUUGAAGCUUUACUAAUCUACCAGAGCAUUGUAGAUUUUUUUUUUUACAUCUAUUGUUUAAAAUAGAUGAUUAUAACGGGGCAGAGAACUUUCUUUUCUCUGCAAGAAUGUUACAUAUUGUAUAGAUAAAUGAGUGACAUUUCAUACCAUGUAUAUAUAGAGAUGUUCUAUAAGUGUGAGAAAGUAUAUGCUUUAAUAGACUACUGUAAUUAUAAGAUAUUUUUAAUUAAAUAUUUUUUUGUAAAUAUUAUGUGUGUGUUUUUUUUUAAUCUAUGGGAAUAUUUCUUUUGGAAAAUUAUUUUUCAGCUCAAUUACAGAGCUCUUGAUAUCUUGAAUGUCUUUUCUGUUUGGCCUGGCUCUUAAUUUGCUUUUGUUUUGCCCAGUAUAGACUCGGAAGUAACAGUUAUAGCUAGUGGUCUUGCAUGAUUGCAUGAGAUGUUUAAUCACAAAUUAAACUUGUUCUGAGUCCAUUCAAAUGUGUUUUUUUAAAUGUAGAUUGAAAUCUUUGUAUUUGAAGCAUACAUGUUGAAAAUACACCUUAUCAGUUUUUAAGUACAGGGUUUUAUAGUGUAAUAUAUACAGAGUAAGUGUUUGUUUUUGUUUUUCAACUGAGGUCAAAAUGGAUUCUGAAUGAUUUUGCAUAUGGGAUGAGGAAAUGCUUGGAUCCUUAAGGAGUUUACGAAAUCUGCUGUUCUAUCAAAGUGAAAAAAAAUUGCUUAUUACUCUUCAUUUUACACUAAAGCUUAAUGUCACUAAGUUUCAUGUCUGUACAGAUUAUUUAAAUCAUGGAAAUGAAAAAAUGUUCUCUGCUUGCUACCAAAGGACAAACUCUUGGAAAUGAACACUUUCUGCUUUCCUUCCUCCAAAGAAUUAAUAGGCAACAGUGGGAGAAAAAAAGGCAUAAUGGCAAAUCCUUCAAGCAGGGAUAAAAGUCGAUCUUCAAACAUUAACUUAAGCAGACCAAAAAUUCUGAUGACCGCAUCUAGAUUAUUUUUUUAUAAAAAUGAUUUUCACUAUAGCUAUGUUAGUUACGCUAAGCUACUGUCCAAUCUCUUGUGAUGUGUAACUUUUACAUGUGAAUAUUAAAGUAGAUUUCUCUGUCUUGUAC
Messenger RNA from Gorilla gorilla gorilla (western lowland gorilla), 2326 nucleotides. RefSeq names its product inhibitor of DNA binding 4 (gene ID4). The coding region runs from base 408 to 884 and encodes 158 amino acids. Gene Ontology annotation, biological process: circadian regulation of gene expression; cell differentiation; negative regulation of transcription by RNA polymerase II. Lineage: Eukaryota; Metazoa; Chordata; Mammalia; Primates; Hominidae. Gene Ontology annotation, molecular function: transcription regulator activity; protein dimerization activity. The record is from RefSeq and is a predicted model, not a curated record. The transcript has 2 exons. Gene Ontology annotation, cellular component: cytoplasm; nucleus.